CCAGACGUCUCCGCGCGUCGUCCUCCUCGUCCUCCCGGCUGCGCGCUGCUGGCCGGAGUCCGCUCGCAGCCGUCGCCAUGCUGCCCGUCGCGUUCCUGCGCCGUCCCGGCCUGCGCUGCCUCGUCCGCCAGGCCCGCGCCUACGCCGAGGCCGCCGCUGCGCCGGCCCCGGCCGCGGGCCCCGGCCAGAUGUCCUUCACCUUCGCCUCACCCACGCAGGUGUUUUUCAACGGCGCCAACGUGCGGCAAGUGGACGUUCCCACGCAGACAGGCGCCUUUGGCAUCCUGGCGGCCCACGUGCCCACGCUGCAGGUCCUGCGCCCGGGGCUGGUGGUUGUCCACGCCGAGGAUGGCACCACCUCCAAGUACUUUGUGAGUAGUGGCUCCGUCACGGUGAAUGCUGAUUCUUCAGUGCAGUUGUUGGCCGAAGAGGCCGUGACCUUGGACAUGCUGGACGUGGGGGCAGCCAAGAUGAACUUGGAGAAGGCGCAGGCGGAGCUGUCAGGGGCAGCAGACGAGGCCUCCAGGGCCGAGAUCCAAAUCCGCAUCGAGGCCAACGAGGCCCUGGUGAAAGCUCUCGAGUAGGCGGUGCGUGGCCCUUGCCAGCAGGGAAACCGAGGCCCAGGACUGGACCGGGGCUGUCCCGGGCAGGCCAAACCAGCUCCCGCGGGUCCAGUCUGAUUGGGGUGGGAUGGUGGGAAGAGAAGGGCCGCAAGCCACCUGGGGGGAUUCUUGCCUGGAGGGCCUGGUCUUGCCAAGAGGCCACCAGGGGGCAGCACAUCGCUGGUCAGAUCUCCUAGCAAGGGGGUUUGGCGAGCUGAGACCUUGCCCUGCUUCUCACCUUCCAACCACUGGAGCCCCCCCAACCUGAUGUGCCACCCACUUCUUCUCUGACCCGGUAGACGCUGCCACAGAGACUUCAUUCGGCUCCUAGUCCUCUCCGUGGGAUGGCCUGCCCCCAGCUUGAGCCCCCCCAUUAAAAACCAGGGACC
This is a messenger RNA of Hyaena hyaena (striped hyena), 991 nucleotides long. It is a transcript of the gene ATP5F1D, whose product is annotated as ATP synthase F1 subunit delta. NCBI's taxonomy places the organism in Eukaryota, Metazoa, Chordata, Mammalia, Carnivora, Hyaenidae. The coding region runs from base 78 to 584 and encodes 168 amino acids. Gene Ontology annotation, biological process: proton motive force-driven ATP synthesis. The transcript is spliced from 4 exons. The record is from RefSeq and is a predicted model, not a curated record. Gene Ontology annotation, molecular function: proton-transporting ATP synthase activity, rotational mechanism.